This is a messenger RNA of Fukomys damarensis (Damara mole-rat), 1207 nucleotides long. It is a transcript of the gene Ptges2, whose product is annotated as prostaglandin E synthase 2. Gene Ontology annotation, cellular component: mitochondrion. Lineage: Eukaryota; Metazoa; Chordata; Mammalia; Rodentia; Bathyergidae. Gene Ontology annotation, molecular function: prostaglandin-E synthase activity. The record is from RefSeq and is a predicted model, not a curated record. The transcript has 7 exons. The annotation marks the transcript as partial.
GCCGAGCGCCCCGCCACACAGCUCUCUCUGUCCAGCCGCCUGCAGCUGACCCUGUACCAGUACAAGACAUGUCCCUUCUGCAGCAAGGUCCGCGCCUUCCUCGACUUCCAUGCCCUGCCCUACCAGGUGGUAGAGGUGAAUCCUGUGCUCAGGGCCGAGAUCAAGUUCUCCUCCUACAGGAAGGUGCCCAUCCUGGUGGCCCAGGAAGGAGACAGCUCACAACAACUGAACGACUCCUCCGUCAUCAUCAGUGCCCUCCAGACCCACCUGGUGUCCAGGCAGCCCCUGGAUGAGGUCAUCUCCUACUACCCAGCCAUGAAGGCCCUGAAUGACCAGGGCAAGGAGGUGACCGAGUUCUGUAACAAGUACUGGCUCAUGCUGGACGAGCAGGAAGCCCGGCGCAUGUACGGCGGGAAGGAGGCCAGGACGGAGGAGAUGAAGUGGCGGCAGUGGGCCGACGACUGGCUGGUGCACCUCAUCUCGCCCAACGUGUACCGCACGCCAGCGGAGGCCCUGGCCUCCUUCGACUACAUCGUCCGCGAGGGCAAGUUCGGGGCCGUGGAGGGCGCCAUGGCCAAGUAUGUGGGCGCGGCAGCCAUGUACCUCAUCAGCAAGCGCCUCAAGACCAGGCAUCACCUCCAGGACAACGUACGUGAGGACCUCUACGAGGCCGCCAACAAGUGGGUGGCAGCCGUGGGCCAAGACCGGCCCUUCAUGGGAGGCCAGAAGCCGAACCUCGCUGACCUGGCGGUGUACGGUGUGCUGCGUGUCAUGGAAGGUCUGGAGGCUUUCGACGACAUGAUGCUACACACACACAUCCGGCCCUGGUACCUGCGGGUGGAGAAGGCCAUCGCCGAGGCCCCUGCAGCGCACUGAAUGUCUCCACCUGGUGGGGCCCGGGCAGCAGAAGACCGCUGGGGACCCCGAGGCCCUGGGCCAGUCUCUGGCGACACCGUGCAUAGGGGUGUGGCUGCGGGUCAUUCCACCACCCAACCCCAGCUCCCCAGCUCCCCGACACAAGCUUUCAGGGCCCUGGGUGCUGGGACAAGGCCUGGGCUCUGUUCCCACUGGAAACCACUAGGAGGGUCACGGGUCACCACAGGGGCCUCCCUCCCCGCCCAGAGCUCCCCAUUCUACAGCCCCUCUUCCCAGACACCCCUGGGACCUGGGGCGCUAUCAUGCUGCAAUAAAGAGGAGGUCUCCUGUC